AUGGCCUCCUUCCUCGAAGCCACCUGGUCUGAUUCCACCGUGGCUUCCUCCUCUUUCUCCAACCCAGAACCAUCUGGUCCAACGGUACUGGCGAGGACAAAGCACCAACCAAAUGGGCUGAAAUUUGUCUCAACGCCAGCACUUGCACCAACAGUGUGCCACAAUUGCACUCCAACGGCCACCCUUCCCAACCACGAGAGAUUCUCGUUGGAAGGAUGGAUUUCCACCUUCUCUAAAGUCGGGUUGCACAGCUUCCUCCAUAAGGUGUACGAUAUGGAGACCACGUCAUGGUAUUACAUUUUAUACUAUCAGGGCGAUAUCGCCCGUUCGACACUCUCAGACGAGGGGAGACAGUUUCUUGAGACAGUUCACCCCCGGAAUUUGGUUUUUGAGAAGACUUCGCUGCAAGAAGGACGCCGUGGAGAAAUGAGAGUUGAAUUCUGGCCGACGAGCUCCCGAGGGUUGUUGAGCUGUCACUAUCGGUGUCUGUGGCGGAUCCCAGCGGCGGAUUUGAAGAUGUGGGAGGACGGAGACGACGGUGAACGGGGGCACAUGUUCCGAGACUCCGGAUAUAACUCAGAUUAUACCGGACAUUUUAAAAAAGGCGAUCUGAAGGAGAGCAGGGGGGGUGGAGGAAUCCGAGGCACGGAGAGUGGGCAGCAUAACGCGCUGAACUAUGAGGACGAGGAGGAAAAGGGAGGUGAAGACGAGGAUAUGGGGUUAGACACAGAUCAGGUCGACGGCAAACACUCCUCCUCGAUCGAGCGCGCCUUCCCUGUGGCCUUACGAGCCAUCCUCUGGGGCCGCCCCUCGUUAACAGGGGAAUAUUACACUACGUGCACCAGAGACAGUGCCGAAUACCUCUUUCGGUGGGAAGUCGAGAACGACGCUGCAAAGAUUCGAGCAAUCAGGCUGGCACGACGAAAAGCAGAAUGUUCCGACAGGUCAGAAGAGGGGCUCGUGAGCACCAGGCGCGAACAACAGCUGGUGCAGUUACUGGACGACGUGGUGGUGCGUCACCCUUUUCAAUACAGCAACCUGAAAGAGACGUUAUGGAGAUACCUAUGA
Fonsecaea erecta is the source of this 1068-nucleotide messenger RNA. RefSeq lists its product as hypothetical. Bases 1 to 1068 code for a protein of 355 amino acids. NCBI's taxonomy places the organism in Eukaryota, Fungi, Ascomycota, Eurotiomycetes, Chaetothyriales, Herpotrichiellaceae. The transcript has a single exon. The record is from RefSeq and is a predicted model, not a curated record.